Linum trigynum is the source of this 3208-nucleotide messenger RNA. The record is from the annotation of a GenBank genome assembly. Lineage: Eukaryota; Viridiplantae; Streptophyta; Magnoliopsida; Malpighiales; Linaceae.
CGCUUUCUGCUAAUGGCGCCCACGCGGCAUAAAACCACAGAAAAUACCUGAAGAAAACCAGCAAAAUAUUGAAGAAUCGAGGACUCCACUCCGACUCCGCUGCUCGUACUUACCUUACCAGUCAGUUACCACUAUUUACUUACGUACAAAGACAAACUAUGGCGUAUCAGAGUUGGAUAAUAUUAAUGUAACUUGGAUGGAUAACUCCCAAAUGGCGCGGUUAGUUGUGAGAGGCAGAGUGGGAGCAGAGGAGGACUCGGGCUGUGACUCUGAUUUCUCGCUCGCCAACUGAAUCCGUCUUUCUCUUCUCUUCUCCUCUCCUAUUUCCACCAAACCACAAAGCCAUAUUCGAUUCCUUCUCUGCCCAUUCGCUUUCUCCGCAAUUAUCUUCUCUUCCUGUCUCUCAGUCUCAGAGGUACGUCUCCAUUGUCGCCAGACCUUCCUUGCUCUCAUGUCGCUGCUCUUCCACUAUUCCGCUCCCUUGAGUGGAUCGCUGUAAAAACGAUUAAGUUUGGAAUUGACGCGAUUUGCUAUUUGGGUGAACAUAAAAUUUACUCUCGUUAACAGUAUGAUCACUCAAUAUUCACAGUGAAUGAGUUUCUGGAAUUCGAGAUUCUCAGUUCCGUUUAUUCUUUUUCCACCGUUACCGUGCUCUAUUUUUUACCGCUUCUUCUCGUCUCUCCCUCUCGCUAUCAUAAGCGUUUGUUCUUCACCGAAACGUUUCUGGAUUUAGUGAAGAACGCGCACAGGAUAGAGUACCGCACCCAUUCAAUCUUUUCCCCAGAAGAAAGAUUUUAAACAGAGAUUUGGUGCACGCGUCACGAUUCCUCUGUUUUUUUUUUUCUUGCAAAUAUUUAGCGAGUAGGUGAAGGUAAAUUGCCUUCCUUUCCGUUUCACCGAUAUUACGGAAAGUGCAUUGCCUUUCUUUCCAAGGCUGGCUUGUUACAAGAUUAUGCUCCAAAUUCUUUACAUCUUAAGCUGGCAACUAAUCCGGUGGCAGAACACAUUACACCCCGUCACAGUAUAUCUUGUCUGAUACUUUUUCGCUAGUCUGAUACCCUCCCUCCACUUGAAGACAAACCCAGAUGGAGAUGGUUCUCCAGACAAUCUUGCCAUAGUUUCUUUUUAACGGUUUAUGUCUGUAAUAGGAACCAAUUAUGGAGCAUGAGGAUAACUAUACCAAGGAUGGAACAGUAGAUAUCCAUGGAAAGCCAGCUAAUAAGCUCAAAACUGGCAACUGGAAAGCUUGCCGCUUCAUUCUCGGGAACGAAUGUUGCGAGAGAUUGGCAUACUAUGGGAUGAGUACCAACCUGGUGAACUUCCUUCAAGAACGCCUCAACAUGGGUAACGUUGCUGCGUCAGGAACUUGCUACGUCACGCCCUUGAUUGGAGCUUUCUUGGCAGAUGCCUACUUAGGCAGAUUCUGGACAAUUGCAGGUUUUGUGAUCGUCUACAUCUGUGGAAUGUCACUCCUGACAAUGUCGUCGGCUGUUCCGGGACUGAGGCCAUCUUGCAAUGGAGAUUCAUGCCAUGCCACGUCUUCCCAAACUGCGGUGUGCUUCGUGGCGCUUUACCUAAUUGCUCUGGGGACUGGUGGGAUCAAGCCAUGCGUUUCGUCGUUCGGUGCGGAUCAGUUCGAUGAGAAUGACGAAUCCGAGAAGAAGAAGAAGAGUUCUUUCUUCAAUUGGUUCUACUUCUCUAUCAACAUCGGUGCCUUGGUUGCUUCCUCGGUGUUGGUGUGGAUACAGAUGAACGUCGGCUGGGACUGGGGGUUUGGGAUUCCGACAGUGGCGAUGGCCAUUGCUAUCGUCUUCUUCUUUGCGGGGAGCAAGAUGUACAGGGUUCAGAAACCUGGCGGGAGUCCCCUGACGAGGAUUUUCCAGGUCAUCGUCGCUUCCUUGAGGAAAUUGAACAUCCAAGUGCCAGCUGAUAAGUCUCUUCUUUACGAGGUUUCUGAUUCCGAAAGCUCAAUUCAAGGCAGCCGCAGGCUGGAACAUACCGACGAGUUCAACUUCUUUGACAGGGCAGCUGUGGAAACCACAAACGAGGACUUGAAAGGCCUAUCGAAUCCAUGGAGACUCUGCACGGUGACACAAGUGGAAGAACUGAAGUCCAUCAUCAGGCUGCUACCCGUAUGGGCAAGCGGAAUCAUAUUCUCAGCGGUCUACAGCCAAAUGAGCACAAUGUUCGUUCUGCAGGGCAACACAAUGGACCAACACAUCGGCCCCAAAUUCAAGAUCCCAUCGGCCUCCCUUUCCCUCUUCGACACCCUCAGCGUCCUCUUCUGGGCUCCCAUCUACGACCGCCUGAUCGUUCCCGCAGCAAGGAACUUCACCGGCCACCAACAUGGGUUCACCCAGUUGCAGAGAAUGGGGAUCGGGCUCGUCAUAUCCACGCUUGCCAUGGUGGUGGCCGGGUCGCUGGAGGUCGUCCGGCUGCAAAUGGUGAGAGGCCAUAAUUACUACGACCUGGAGACCAUACCCAUGUCGAUUUUCUGGCAGGUGCCGCAGUACUUUCUUGUGGGGUGUGCGGAGGUUUUCACCUUCAUUGGGCAGAUGGAGUUCUUCUAUGAUCAGGCGCCGGAUGCGAUGAGGAGCUUGUGCUCGGCGCUGUCGCUGACGACGGUGGCGCUCGGGAAUUACUUGAGUACCUUGCUGGUGACGGUGGUGACGGAAGUGACCACCAAAGGCGGGAAGCUUGGGUGGAUUCCUGAUAAUCUCAACAGGGGUCACUUGGAUUACUUUUACUGGCUUUUGGCCAUUCUGAGUUUGGUCAACUUUUUUGUUUAUCUAUGGAUUGCUAAGUGGUAUACUUAUAAGAAUGCCACCGGGCGGGCACAUUGAAGAAGACAAAGAAGAAGAAGAUGAAUGCUACCAGAAACUUCUGUUGGUAAGGGUUGAUUUGGGUUAUGAACAGAGUUGCCACCACAUAAUUGGUUAAGUUUAGUGAAUGUUCAUUGCUAUUUCUUCCGUUUUUUUUUCUUUUGGUGGAAAGUUUUUCCCCCCGCUCUUCUUCUAGAAAGGUUUAAAACUGAUUGUACAGAUUAUUGUUCAACUUCGUAUUGGUAAUCUAGGUUUUGUCGCUGGACGUUCUAGUUAGCUAGGAAGUUUUUCUUUUUUCUUCUUCUUUAUCUUUCUCUUUUUUUUUAUACAUCAUAUUAGAUAAUUGGCUCGAGUUUUGCGGUGAGUUAUAAAAUAUUGGUGUAUUU